AUGUACCUUAGUACCACAGAUUUGAAGAUGGAAGAACAGUACUCGACUAAUGCCGCCGGCAACACAAAGCCGGCGUCGCUGCCCUUGCAAGAUCAUCAGGAGUUGAACUAUCCUAACAUGUGGGGUGAUGAUGGCAACCUUACGGGAAUUGUCUGGCCCAUCCCCUCCACGGAUAUUGCCACCAACGCAACAGGCAACAUCAGAAUCCAGGGUAACGAGCAGAACAUGGUCAUGUCUCACGGUAAUGAACCUCAAGACAUGCACUUGUCGAUCCGUCAUGAUGAAGCCAUUCAUAGAGCAACCCCCAACAACGGAGGCACUCAUGCCCAGAACAAUGAAGUCACUCAUACCUCUACCGACAACAAUGGGUUCACUUACACUCACCAAGACGGAUCAACUCAUACCCCCCUUAACCAAGGCGCCCAUACCCACAACAACGGAGUCACCUAUGACCAUAACAAUGGAUUCACUCACAGUCACAUCCACAACAACAAUUCCACUCACACCCCGCACAACGAAGUCAACCAAGGUAACUACAACAACGGAGUUCCUAAUAUCCCCAACCAGGACUCCAGUCACACCUACCUCAACGGAGUUCCUUACAUCCCCAACCAGGAUUCCACUCACAACUACCACAACGGAGUCGACCAUCACCAAAACAACGGAGUUCCUUACAUCCCCAACCAGGAUUCCACUCAUAACUACCACAACGAAGUCGCCCAUCACCAAAACAACGGAGUUCCUUACAUCCCCAACCAGGAUUCCACUCAUAACUACCACAACGGAGUCGCCCAUCACCAAGACAACGGGUUUCUUCCCAUCCACGACAACGAUUCUACUCAAACCCACCACAAUGGAGUCAACCAUAACUACAACAACGUAGCCACUGACAUCCCCAAUAAUGAAUUCACUGACGUCCACAACAACGGAGUGGCUCACAAUCACAAUAACGGAACCAUCUCUGCCAAUCCAGGCCCAAGCAGCAACCACAUUCAGCGCCCACCCAUCGUAAUCACCGACAAGUGCCGCAAGUGCCCUUCACCCGCCUAG
Messenger RNA from Neurospora crassa OR74A, 1050 nucleotides. RefSeq lists its product as hypothetical. Bases 1 to 1050 code for a protein of 349 amino acids. NCBI's taxonomy places the organism in Eukaryota, Fungi, Ascomycota, Sordariomycetes, Sordariales, Sordariaceae. The transcript has a single exon. The record is from RefSeq and is a predicted model, not a curated record.